Branchiostoma floridae (Florida lancelet) is the source of this 1342-nucleotide messenger RNA. Its product is annotated as peroxisomal acyl-coenzyme A oxidase 1-like. The record is from RefSeq and is a predicted model, not a curated record. NCBI's taxonomy places the organism in Eukaryota, Metazoa, Chordata, Leptocardii, Amphioxiformes, Branchiostomatidae. Gene Ontology annotation, cellular component: peroxisome. Bases 527 to 1342 code for a protein of 271 amino acids. Gene Ontology annotation, biological process: very long-chain fatty acid metabolic process; fatty acid beta-oxidation using acyl-CoA oxidase; lipid homeostasis. Gene Ontology annotation, molecular function: FAD binding; fatty acid binding. The transcript has 6 exons.
UGAUACACAAACAAAAUGUAUGUGACUGUCAAAAAAUCAGAAGUCCAGAGUGGAGACAAUCACGAUUCCUACUCGUUCAUCUUGUGAAAUUCAAUUUGAAAAUGUUUUGAUUUUGUUUUGUUAAGCCAAACCAGAUGUAUUCUGAGCAUGAAAAUGGAUUCUGGCCAGAUUUUUCAGAAACACCUCUUGCAGUGGUUUUCAAUCAUUUCGUAGUUUGAUAUAGAUUUGGUGAAUUGUCAUCAUGAAUCCAGCUUACAUCCUAAUAUAUGGGGUCAUAGUUCUACUAUAAAUGAUCUUAUGUCAUACCUGUCACGUGAAAAUGUUCGAUACGAGUGUUCUGGACCGGGCCAUAACUUCCAUAUCACACAGGUUCGAAAGUUGUAUCACACAGACUUCCUUCAAGUAAAUCGAACCAUUUGGAGUGGGCCGAGCGUGGCAUGGUUGGCAAUUCGAAUACUUGAUUCGGACGUUGGACGUUGGUACCUAGGGUUAUACUGAAUAUACCGUGUUGAAUUCUAUAUUAAUCAUGAGCCACAUACAUUUUACGUUAUACAGAGAGCCCGAGCCCCAGAUCCUGGACUACCAGACCCAGCAGUAUAAACUGUUCCCCCAUCUGGCUGCAGCCUAUGGUUUCUGGUUCACUGUUCAGAACCUAGAGGCUCAUUAUGAACUGGUCAACUCCAAACUGCAAGAAGGAGACACCUCCGGUCUCCAAGAGUUACAUGCCCUGACUGCUGGUCUGAAGGCCUACACAACCUUAGCAGCACACCAUGGGAUAGAGGCAUGCAGACUGGCCUGUGGUGGACACGGGUACUCUCACGCCAGCGGACUGGUCUACUUGCUGACCAGCCAGGCCGUCACGGUGACCGGCGAGGGAGAGACGACAGUCAUGCUUCUUCAGUUAGCAAGGUAUCUGGUGAAAUGUUAUGCUAAGUCCCAGGCUGGAGCUAAACUCCCAUCCACAGUCAGCUACCUCCAGACCAUACAGUCAGCUGCUGUGUCAGGCGGGACCACAAGGGACAUCAACAGCUUUGACAUCCUAACUGAAGCUUAUCAACACAGAGCUGCUAGACUUGUGAAAGUUGCUGCCGAAGGAGUCAGGUUCAAGGUCGUAAAUGAAGGUCAGUCUGAAGCUGAAGCCUGGAACAACAGUUUGGUGUCACUGGUCAAGUGUGCAGAGGCUCACAGCCAGUUCUUUGUGGUGAAAACGUUUGUGGAGGCGGUCAGGACGGUAGAUGUGGAUGACUCUGUCAGGGCCGUUCUGACCACUCUCUGUCAGCUGUACGCCCUCCAUGGGAUCUGUGAACAUGCUGGAGACUUCCUUCAGGCUUCCUUUGAGUAA